UGGAAUAUUAUUGGAUGAUUUGGAUCAACAACUUGAUCUGCUUUCUCCGUCACCGGCGCCCGAAGAAGAUUCUCUUUAAGAAAGCUUUUUCCGGCCAUGGCGGCUUACUCAUCAUCUUCCUGCUUUUUUCCCCUUAGAAAUGGGAUAAUUAUUUGUUUAUCUCUUGCUCUGUUCCUGUCAAGGGGAGUACUUACUCACGUCACAGGAUGCUACAACUCCAUCAUCAGUUUCGGAGAUUCUCUCGCCGACACCGGAAACCUCUUCCACAUGUCGGAAUCCGGCAACGGCGUCCCCUCCUCUGUGCCUCCCUACGGUGAAACUUUCUUCCGACACCCCACCGGUCGCUUCUCCGAUGGCCGUCUUAUUAUAGACUUCAUAGCAUUGAGUUUGGGGCUUCCAUUGGUGCAACCAUACUUCUCCGGCAAAGGCAUGGGAGAAAGGAAUUUUUUGAAAGGGGUGAACUUCGCCGUCGCCGGAGCUACGGCGGUGGAUUUCUCAUUUUAUCACGAGAGAGGAAUCUUCAGUGGAGUCACCAAUGUUUCUCUUGGAGAUGAACUAGGUUGGUUUAAGGAAAUGUUGCCAUCUUUUUGCGGCUCCCCUUCAGAAUGUAAGAAAUACCUGCAAAGCUCUCUAAUUCUGAUGGGAGAAAUUGGAGGCAAUGACUAUAAUGAUCCAUUCCUACAAGGCCAUUCCAUAGAAGAGAUUCAAUCUUUUGUCCCCAACGUUAUUGCAACCAUUGGUGCAGCCAUUAAUGAAUUGGUCGAACUUGGGGGUGAAACACUAGUAGUUCCAGGAGUUUUGCCGUUUGGAUGUUCACCUUCAUAUCUAUCUUUCUUUAUGAAUUCCACUACAAAUAAUGAUUAUGACGAAAAAACCGGUUGUAUUAAGUGGCUAAAUGAGUUUGCUGAGUACCAUAAUACACAACUUCAGAAAGAGCUUCAUCGUCUCAGGGAGCUUAAUCCUAAUACCACCAUAAUGUAUGCUGAUUAUUACCAUGCUGCAAUGGAAUUAUAUGGUUCUCCAAGCAAACACGGAUUGGAGCAGUCUCUAUCUGCAUGUUGUGGCACUGGAGGUCCAUACAAUUCUAGAGUGGACAUAACCUGUGGGUGUUCACCACCAAUUGUAUGUGAUAAGCCAUCAUCAUUUGUAAGCUGGGAUGGGGUGCACUUAACAGAAGCAGCAUACCAACAGAUAGCCAGUAUGAUACUGGAAGGUCCAUAUAUGACACCCCCCAUUAAUGAAGCUUGCCUUCUAAAACCUCUCAGUGAUGAAGUAUCAGACCAUUGACAUGUAAGGGCAAAUUGUGUUUGUGUUGGGCUGUGUACCACUUGGGCUUAAAUAGACACAUUCUACACUUUGUGUUUGUUGAAGAGGAAAUGCAAUUGUUAUACUCUG
This is a messenger RNA of Ipomoea nil (Japanese morning glory), 1395 nucleotides long. RefSeq names its product GDSL esterase/lipase At1g28570-like. The record is from RefSeq and is a predicted model, not a curated record. The transcript is spliced from 6 exons. The coding region runs from base 97 to 1287 and encodes 396 amino acids. Lineage: Eukaryota; Viridiplantae; Streptophyta; Magnoliopsida; Solanales; Convolvulaceae. Gene Ontology annotation, molecular function: hydrolase activity, acting on ester bonds.